This is a messenger RNA of Anopheles stephensi (Asian malaria mosquito), 7765 nucleotides long. RefSeq names its product YTH domain-containing protein 1-like. NCBI's taxonomy places the organism in Eukaryota, Metazoa, Arthropoda, Insecta, Diptera, Culicidae. Bases 305 to 3037 code for a protein of 910 amino acids. Gene Ontology annotation, cellular component: nucleoplasm. The transcript has 3 exons. Gene Ontology annotation, molecular function: mRNA binding; N6-methyladenosine-containing RNA reader activity. The record is from RefSeq and is a predicted model, not a curated record. Gene Ontology annotation, biological process: mRNA splicing, via spliceosome; regulation of alternative mRNA splicing, via spliceosome.
UUCGGUUACUUGGGGAAAAGUACUGUGUGCGAGCAGCGAGAAGGACACAGUUCACGCAGUACCGUAAAAAUAUUCUAAAAUAUUGCCGAAAAUGAGUGUUGUAAUAAGUGUAUAGGUUAAAUUAGGUUAGCAUUUUAUACCGUGUUCACAACAGAAGCAUUUUAGGACGAGCACAGCAGCUAUUUCACCGUGCUAUUUAGUGUUUGUGUGGUUUGCUCCGCUACAAAAGGAACCGUUAGAGUGAGCGAGAGAGAGCACGCAGUAGCUUGCUUGCUGGUUUGCUGUACACACCGCAAGAGUCAAGAUGGCCGAUCUGGACGCAGUGAAUCUCGGGCUAGAUGAAACGGAACGGGACAUUGCGGAAGCGCUGGAAAAUUCAUACGACACCCGGUCGGAAGCUUCCGGCGAUGGGGACGGUGAUGAUGCUAACGAGCCGGACGCAGAUGACGGUGGUGAUGCAUCGCAUCCAAGCAUCAGUUCGGUCAGCUCGGCCGAAUCCGACUCCGGUACCGAUCUGGAGGAGGAGGACAACGAUGACGGCGGGGGUGGCAAUAAAAAGAAAAAAGCGGAUAGCAAAACCACCCAACAGGAAAAUGGCGCCUCGAAGGAUAAGCAGACGGUGAAGAAAAAGGUGAAAACAGUGACCGCGACUCAAAACAAUGCUGAAAAGGAGGAGGACGAAGACGACGAAGCUGACAAUGAUGAUGAUGAUGAUGACGACGAGGACGAGGAGGAGGAGGAGGAAAAUGACGAUCCGAUGGAGGAGGAGGAUGAGGAUGAAGAUGAUGAUGAGGAGGAGGAGGAGGAGGAGGAAGACGACGAGGAAGAGGACGAUGAAGAUGAUCAAGACGAGCGGCGUAAUAAUAAGCGUGUGAAAAAAUCUAAAAACACUUCCGGAAAGACCGUAGUGACCAAGAAAAAGGUGGUUGCUAAGAAGGCCGCCACCACCACUAAGCAGCCCGUUAAGAAGAAGGCAAAGACUACUGCUACCGCCACGAAAGAAGCGCCGGAUAAGACAACGACUGCGGAGAAGAAGAAAAAGAAGGCCGCCGGUGUGGGGCAGGAUGGUAAAAAGGCGGGUGGUAAGAAGAAGGAGGAGAAGGAUGCCACUGCGAGCAAUGGUCCGGAGGAGAAGGACGAUGCGGCCAAUAACAGCACCAACAAUGCGAACGACACGAGCACUAGUAGCAGCAGUAGUAGCAGCAGCAGCAGUAGCAGCAGCGAGGGCGGCAGCAAGAAGGGCGAUCGCAAGUCUCGAAGUCGCAGCCCAGCGUCCGGUGCACCGGAGGCCAAGCGCAGUCGCACGAAAGCCGCCGGCAAUGCGUCCGGUACGAAAAAUACGGUCAAAUCGUACGACUACGUGACGAAGAUCAACUAUCUUUUCCGCGAGGCUCGUUUCUUUCUGAUCAAAUCGAACAAUCACGACAAUGUGGCACUGUCCAAGGCGAAGGGUGUGUGGUCAACGUUGCCCCCGAACGAGGCGAAUCUGAACCAAGCGUUCCGGGAAAGCCGCAACGUUAUACUGCUGUAUUCGGUGAAGGAAAGCGGCAAGUUUGCGGGUUUUGCGCGCAUGGGUGCGGAAGCGCGGCGCGAUUUGCCGGCCGUUGACUGGGUGCUGCCACCGGGCAUGUCCGCCAAAGCGCUCGGUGGGGUGAUCAAGAUCGAUUGGGUUUGCAAGAAGGAGCUGCCGUUUACCAGCACCUCGCACCUGUACAACGCCUGGAACGACGAUAAGCCGGUGAAGAUUGGUCGGGACGGGCAGGAGAUUGAGCCGAAGGUGGCCGAGGAGCUGUGUCGACUGUUUACCGAGGACACGAGCAUCGACAUGACGCCGAUACUGAAGAAAUCGAAGGAAGCGUCCAAGUUGAUGAAGGAAAAGGCUGCCUCGAAGUCGUUCCGCAGCCGGCCACCGAACUUUGGGCGGCCCACCUCCUCGUCGCUAAGAAGUCGUAGCAGUGGAGGCAACGGGGGAGGAGGUAGCAUUGGACCGAUCCGGCGCGGUGGGCGACGCAUGUAUCCGGGCCCGAAGGGUGGACGGGAUGGUGGCGGAGGCGGAAGUCGUUCGCACGGUGCUAGCUCAAUGUUUGCUCCAUACCGCAAGGAUCGGCUUGGUGGUGGAGGAAGCGGUGGCAUGGGUGGAGGCGGAAGUCGCCAUGGUGGACAUGGAAUGGGCGGCGGUUUACGUAUGGGCAUGGGCGGUGGAAAUGGUGGCGAUGGCGGAGAUCGUGGCGGUGGUGGGGGUGGUCUUUCGCGGGCGGCUGCCCUCGGAGCGAUGCAUCAUCCGGCCCAUCACCAUCGCUGGGCGGAUGGGUACAGCUCAACGGCUGCGGCCGAGGCGUACGUCGCCGACUAUAUGCGCAACAUGCAAAAUCAGCUGCCACCGAUGCCGUACGCACCACCGCCCGGCUUCCCAGGCAUGCCGAUGCCGUACGAUAAUAUGCCGCCACCGCCACGGUACUACGAGGGUUUGCCGAUACCGGAAUACCCAAUGCCGCCCGGCUCCAUUCCCGGCAGUGUAACGGGAGCCGGUGGGAUGCCUCCGCCGCGGAGCCAUGCGGCUGCGGCGGCGGCUGCCGCUGCGAUGUACGACAAGCGUGCGUACGAGCAAUCGAUGGAGGAGUUUAUGUGGAAAUCGGCCAACAGCAUGAGCGCAGGAAGCACUGGCAGUGGAGGAGGUGGCGGAACCGGUGGCACUGGUGGCAAUGGCGGUGGGCAGGGUGGUGGUGGAGGUUUGAGCAGCGCGGUCGGUGGAAUGGUUGGUGGCAUACCGACGAUGAAGGGACCGCCACCGGUUCUGCCCAGCCACGGCUAUCACGUGCCUCCGCCGAUGAUUCCUCCGAUGCAUCACCAUCACAUGCACCGUAAGAAUGACCGUGGCGAUGGAGGUUUGGGAAACUCGUCCGACCGUGGACAACAGCGUGGCGGAGACAGGGAUCGUUCCAAUAAUCGCAGCGAUCGCAACCAGCACCGUGGUGGAGGUGGUGGUGGUGGUGUCGGAGGAGGUGGCCGUGGGUAUAACAAUCGUGAUAGGCGAUGAUUCGAAGCUUCAACGCAGCACCAGUAUUCUCCAUCCGAUCAGUUUUAGUAUUAGGAAGGAGGAAUCGAAUCGAAACUCGGAUGCACCAGCAGUGUGUGCAUCUUGAAACCAUCCCAUCGUCACGCUUGUCCCAUCAUCGUGUGCAAUAUUGUGAAGGGCAUCAGUUUAGGUGAUCACCCUCGGCAACAACGUGCGCGCUCCAUUCGGUGCACCCAUCUCUGGUCUUAAACGUCUUCUUCGUGCGGAACCGUGCGACCGGGAGCGAUCGAUAUGGGCGGUCGGUCACUCGGGCCCGAUCACUGUCGUUCGCGAGUCGGUUCCGUGCAUCGCCUGCCGUUACAGCAUGUCUUCUUUCGUCACCCAGCAAACCCCCCAGCAUCAUCAGGCCAGCCAGCCAGCCAGCCAGCAUUUGGGACACCUAAAAUGUCUUCCGAUACGUUUCGGUGUCCCCCCCCCCGCUAUGCUGUGCAUCUCAUCUCACACCUACGUCACCGGGUAUCGCCAUCGAGACGGCGAUAAGGAUGCUAUCCGCGUCUUUAACACCGUCUACAUCGGAGAAAGGACACCAGCGACAAGAGGCUACCUCCCAAGGAUGGUAGCCUAGCUAGUCGGUGGUACGGGCAGCAAUAACGGGCCGGAUCACGAGCCGUCGACAACACUAAUGUGCGCGUUUGGUGCAUUUUUGUGUCUGCGAGAUUGUGCGCGAGUGCGAAUUAUCCCCGGGGGGAAUCAAGCGAAAGUGUGUGUGUGUGUGCGCGAGCGGUCGAGUGCAGUUUUUUUUUCUUAUUUUAAAUGCGUGAAGAAAAGAAAUGUGGCUGGCGUAAAAUGUGCGAUGGUGGUUGUCGGUUUUUUAAGUGAUUCAAUAGUGUGUGUGUGUAAGUGAUACGCAAUACCGUUGGUUGCAUUUGGCUGCGAAAGAAUGCUGCUUGUAUAGGCUCAGAUCUCAGAGGCAUAAUAAGAACAGGGUAUGGGAGAAUGCAGCAGCUUUGGGUACGAAAAUGAGGAAUAAGCUUUUCGAGAAUUUUGUAGAAUAGAAUGCGAACAAGGAAGCAAGGGGGUAUUCGUUUGUGCACCUUUUGACAAGCUGCGUUGAUGUGAGAGAACGUUGAUGCGCGCAAAAGAAAAAAAUCGAGUGUAUGUAUGAGGCAUGAAAAACCACGAAGAGACUCCAAUACUAAUAAUAUUGUAAUAUGGAAUGCGAUUUACGAUUGAUGAGAUCAGCUACAACUCUCACUCAGCAACAACAACAACAAAAAACCACGGCAGUGCUAAAUCGUAGUCGAUUUGGAAAGAUAUUUUAGCAAACAGACGUCAGCUAGCAAACGCGCUCUGCUACAACAACCUCAGAAGGACCUUCUCUUUUCUUAUCACUUGAACACAUCAAUUUGCUGUGCGUUCGUGUGCGUGCGUGGUUGUGUCUGCGAUGGGGGAGUAAAGCAGCAUAUUACACACACAAAAAAAAUUAAAUGAACUUUGUUCCUUGUGGUGACAGGCAGGCAAAAAAUCACAGCCCCACAAUACACAAACGAAGCUGGAAUGCGAUAUAUAAGAGUAAACGUACAUAAGGUAUGAUAGUAAGCAUAUAAGAGAAUACGUACGAUCAUCAACAUGGCGCCUCUCGACAAAACGUAAACAAACGUAAUCAUUCUUCACACAUCGGAUUGAUACAAAAAGGACGUUGCGCGCGUGUGCGUGAGUGUUUGUGUUAACUACAAGUAGGCGAUGCAAUAUACUGCAGCACAGCAGCACACCGGCGAUCGAGUAUGUGCCCGCGAGUGUGUUUUUAUGAUUUGUGCUGUAAGAGCGCGCUGGUGUGUGUGUGUGUGAACAUAAUUUCGAACUUUCCGUUAAUCGUAUCCUUUACGAUGAAAAUAAAUUAUAUUUACAAGUCACCGAAGCUGGAAAAGAGAACGAAAGCACAACACACUCUCACUCUCUCACACACACACAUAGAUACUCCCAUACAUAAACAGUGAAAUAAGUAGAGCAAAUAUGCUACCAUGUUACAAAUAGAAAGUAAUAUACGAACGCCAGCAGCGUACAAGGAAAGUUUGCCGGAAACAAUCUCAAACGUUAGGAAAGUAAUUCAGCACAUAAGCACGUAAAUGGUAUCGCGCAAAUGAUAUCAGCAACAAACGCUCCCCGCGACACACGACGCUUAUUCGAAAUUUCAAUUAAGAAAAUGACGGUGAAUAGAAGCCAGCAACACAGCACUUUGCAACAGUUAGGAAAAGUAUGAACAUUUAUGUUGCUAUACCAUCCACCCCUCCCCACCCACCUACACUGUCCUAUGCAGGGCGGGGGACGGCCGGUCAAACAGCAAAUACUACUACCAUCUGCUACACACGCGCGGGCAGUAUAAAUGUAUUCAAUAAAGUUUGAAACAAAACAAAUCUAACAUAACCUCCCCCCUCACCCGGUAACCACCAAUAUGGACCUUUUGCCGACGGUUUGAUUGUGACCGACGAAAAGAAAAGAAAAAAACAAAUUGAAUGUGUGAAUGUGUAACGGAUAAAAUAAAAGUGUCCAAAAGAAACGUUCGUAUGUUGAGCUGUAUGCAGCGCUAAAGAUGCUAUAAUAAGAAAACAAACCGUGCGGUAUAUAGUGCUUAUGUGUGAGUGUAUGACGGCGUAAGAUCGGCGUGUUGGUGGUACGUUGGGACACUCUGUAACCACCAAACCUCAGUCCGAGAUAAAUCUUACCGAUGUAUCGCCGCAGGUGUUCUCAACCAUCGCAGCCUACUUAUGCUGCGUGUGUGCGGAGGGAUUGGGUGUGGGGAGUCAAAGCUGGGGCGCACUGUCAAACAAAAAUUGAACUCUCGGUUCACACAGCGCUGCGCCUACUGCGAUGUGUGUGUGUGUGUGUGAUGCAGGUCUCAACAGCAUCCUUGCACGAUCCUGGCCGGGUGUGGUUGUUGCCGUACGCCGUACGUUGCCCCAGCGUUCGAAUAGCAAAAGUGUUUAUAUUUACUACGACAGUUUUAUACUUCGACGUGCAAUUAGGAGUGCAAAACGAUUCGCAAGGAAGCGGAUUCACGAAAUGGUUGUGUAAUGUGUGUUCUGUGUGCGUAGGCAACAUUGUUGAUGAGUUGUGUUGCACAUUGUUCGUCGGACAGCGAUCGUCGCUAUGGUGUGUGUGUGUGUGCGUGUGCUGGAUGCGAUGCAUAUUAGAGUGCAAUAUCUAAACGACGAGCUUAUUUUUUCAUACCCAUGAACUUACCGUCCACCCCAUGCAUAUGCAUUAUGCAUACGACCGCCUAAAAUACACACACACCGUCGGCGAGCCUGAAGUGCGUCGUGUCGAUCGAUCUAUGAAAUGUGCAAUGAUCAUCAUAUAGAAGAAAAAAAAUGGCUCGUGAAACAAAUGGCACCCAUUUUUGGUGUACAAAGCAAAAAGGACCCUUUCCUUUGAUAAGGACUUCCACCCAAACCAAACACUGUUGCCUAGCAUAUCCGAGAGCAGUGUGGUUGAUUUGAAGAAAGUGCAUCCCUUUUUACAUGUAUGUAUAACCCUGCUGAUGGGUUUGCUGGUGUCUGGAUGGAUGGCCAAAAACGUGAAACAGUGAAAACCGGAAGAGUGAGUGCGAGAGAGAGAGAAUUAAGAGACUUUUUUUAAAUUUUGGAAUCAAAAUCCAUCUCUUUACACGGUGAUAGAUUCUAUGAAUCUUGCGCUUGCUAGAACGACCAAUAGACAGGAAGCGUGAUCUUACUCUAUUGUGUCUCCUGCAAGUUUACACUUUCCAUGAAAGUGGCGGAACACCCCGUGCUUUCACCGUACAAUCGUAUCGAUGAUGUGCCGAAACCACUUGCCAAAGUCGGUGAAAGAUUUCUUGCCUCAACAAUCCUCCCUGUGUGGAAGACAUUCCCACCAACUUAGUUUGCAACCCACCGAGCAGAUUGGAUGUCGCUGCCGAAAAAUCAGCCGCAAAUACCCGUACCAACCGUGCAACAUCCGUUAGAAGCGUCCGUACACGUGACGGUUAUCCUGCAACGCAAGAAGUCUUUUCCGUUCCUUUAAAUCUUUUAGGCAGUGGUGCCCCAAGAAUUGAAAAAUAUCCUGUAAAAGCAAAGCAAAAAAGAGGAGGAUAUCGAGUUAGAGACAUUAGGUCUAGCAUUUGGUGAUAAAUCUUCCUUACUUUCGACUAAAUCUAACGUAAAUCUCUGUAGCUUUGCGCCGUGAUCGAGUGCGCGAAUAAGCAUUUAGCUAGUGCCUGUGUUUUAUUGAAAAUUUUACAUUAAAAACGCUUUUUGAACCCGACAGUACACAUUUUACAUCUGCGGUCUCCUGGAGUGUCGCAAAUUCCAGGAUAUAUCUAUAUAUACAUAUUUCCUUAAAAGAAGAAAACAGUCUAGUAAAGUCACGUCUCAUUUUUUUGAAAGUGAUAUACCUAUUUUAGUUCCUUACAUUUGAAACCUGCAUAUCAAAGAACGAUCAUGUCAAGCGAGUGUGUGAAACGAUAGAAAACAAAACUAUCUGAUACUAUUUAUAUUUGUGCUAGAUGGAUAGGGUUUAGUGGAAUAUAGAUGCUGUUUGCCGGAAGAGGAAGAGAAGGCUUGUGCGAACAAGCUGUUUGCACACGACUGUGGAGGUUUCCUUAAACCAAUUAGACCAUUUUAAAUGUGAGUAGGUAACUGUGCUGCAUCCCUUCGAUGUCCAGUAACAAAGUAGGGAAAGAGGAUUAUUUAUUACAUAUAUACAUGUAAAAACUAUUUUCUCGAUAUCAGCAUA